Schistocerca gregaria is the source of this 3064-nucleotide messenger RNA. Its product is annotated as WD repeat-containing protein 75-like. Gene Ontology annotation, cellular component: nucleolus. The coding region runs from base 38 to 3046 and encodes 1002 amino acids. Gene Ontology annotation, biological process: positive regulation of rRNA processing; positive regulation of transcription by RNA polymerase I. The transcript is spliced from 2 exons. Gene Ontology annotation, molecular function: protein binding; RNA binding. The record is from RefSeq and is a predicted model, not a curated record. Lineage: Eukaryota; Metazoa; Arthropoda; Insecta; Orthoptera; Acrididae.
AGUCUAAGUGGGACUCGCAUUCUGUCUCGCGUACGGAAUGCCGUCAAGACUAGAUGAGCUCCAUGUGGGCGGCGGAAAAAUAGCCUCAUUGCCUAUCGUUUUUACCAAUGACUCCAAAUAUUUCUUUUGCGCGUGCGGGUCGACCGUGAAGAUGUUCAGUACGACGACUGGAGAGCAGACUCGUGUUUUGAAUGGACACGACGCCGUGGUCAUUGGAAUGGCGAUCAACCCAGGAAACCCCCUUCAGCUCUACUCUUUUGGAAAGGAUCAGAAGAUUUGUCUAUGGGACUACAACGAUGCCAUCAUCUUAUCGACUUUUUUCACUGGUCUGAGCGUUGAGCAUUUUGCCUUCAACCCAAAGUUCAAUGAUGUCGUCUAUCUCUCGAGCGUUGGACCUAGAGAAGGGAAGCCCAAGUCCGAAACAUAUUCCAUCUACAGCUUUCACCUAGGAGACGGCGGACAGAUGGAGCGGACGAAACAAGGAAAAAAAUCUUUGGAUUUGAUUACACAGGUCAAGGCGAGAAAAAGAAGUAAAUUUCUGGUAACACCGAACGGAGAUUACCUGGUAAUUCAGGCCAAAUACCAUUGGAAGUUGUUUGAUCUGGAAACCAAACAGACGUUUAAGUAUCCCCAUAGGAACGCCAUUUCGUGCUGUACAAUUCACCCAAAACAACACUUUGUGGCAACUGGAGACGAUCACGGGGAAAUCACGUUUUGGUACGUUUUUAGUGAACACAGUAAUACCGUUGUUUUGACAAACAAGAGCAAAACGGUUUCCGGCAGAAAUGGCGGUAACUCUGCCCCUCUUUCCGUGCAAGCCGAUCCCAUUACGACCUCCAUGCACUGGCAUCCGCACCGCGUCUGCGCCAUCGACUUUGAUUCCAGCGGGACUUAUCUUUAUAGCGGUGGCUACGAAAUGGUACUGGUUGUGUGGCAAUUGGAGUCAGGACGACGUGAUUUUUUGCCUCGUUUGGGCGCACCGAUUCACUGUAUCGCACACACUCCGGACGAAUCGCUGCUUGCCCUGUGCUUCGGGGAUAAUACGAUCAAGCUGAUAAACUCUCGCAGCUUCUUCUUGCAAGUUAAAAUCGAAGGAAUAGGACUUUCCGCGCCUCUCGAACUUUUUCCGCUUCGCUCGUUCCGCCAAAGCUCGCACCCAGCCUCUCUUCUCAGACUGCUCUGGCGCCUCCAGAAAAUUCCUACCGGACUUAUUGUAGACCCCAUCUAUCAUUCCCUCGUCUUCGCCGCCACAGACGGACAGAUUCAAUUCUACUCUGCCCAAGAAGAUCGCAGCGUCGCGAAAAUUCAAAUAGGACACAAGACUCAGGUCAAAUACUUCCAAGACUACCAGAUCCUCAGCCCCUCCGUAACUCACAUAGCGUUCUCUAAGUCCGGGUCGUGGAUGGUCACCGCCAACGUCAGAGACUCCUACACUUCCUCGACGUCACUCAAGUUCUGGCAUUGGAAUCCACGCUCCUGUCGUUACGAGCUGCGCACGGCGUGUUCCCUCCGCGAGGGCGAGGGCGUCAAUUCUUUGGCGUAUCAUCCGAGCGAAGAAGUCUGUGCCGUAGCGAGCAAAGACGGAAAAUUCAAAGUCUGGAAAGUCAAAGUUGACGAAAGCAAAAAAAAAACUUUUUCUCCGUUUUCCAAUCAGACGUCAAAAAAAAAAGCUGACCCCAACCCAAAGCACGAAUGCUUCGUAUGGUACGUGGCAUCUAUAGGCGUCUAUAAAGGCAUGGUCCCGACCCUGUUGACAUUCUCGAGGGAUGGGUCGCUUCUUGCCGUCGCCUACCAACACAUCAUUACUAUUUGGGACUCGUCCCUCAACACUUGCAUCAAAGUCCUUGCCUAUCCACCCCCGUUUGAACACAUCUCCUCUAUGGAGUUCGUGCCCGCUACCUCAUACUUGGUCGCGUGCUCUAAAUGUACUCUGUACGUUUGGGACCUGCUGACGUGCAGGAUUCAUUGGGGGCAUCGCAUGUCCGCGGAAAUGCUUGCUGUGGACCCCAAAUCUACUCGGUUUGCUCUCUACGUACCUACACCUUAUCACCACCUCCGAAAGGUUGUUUCUGAAGGCGAUCGACUCGACCAUGUUUCCGACGGAUGCAUCUUCAUCUUCGACGUCUCUGACCCCGCUCCUAUCGGCUACUGGGUGCUUCCCGGAUUGGGUGUUCGCGGCAUCGCCUUCCUGCCCCCUCACCCGUCCUCUCCGGCCGCGCAAACGCCAGACGAGACUGUGAGUUCUCUCGUGUACCUGAACGGAGACAACGAGCUUAAAUUUCUUCUACAAAACUACCAGCGACGCGAAUCCGACGCCAGCAAGACCUUGAAAACGCACGCCCUUAGCUCGUUGGAACAACAACAACAGUUUUUGGAAAAACUCAACUCGACUAAACUCGUCGAAGGACCGUCUGUGUUCAAACUUAUGUAUGGGGGCGAAGACAACAACCUCAUUUCUUCGGCGAUCGACGCAGAGGUGGACCACGUUCCCGCUCCUUGCAACCGUGCCAUUGCGUCCAUUCCAGCGGUCACAUCCAAGGCAAAAACGCCAGAAAUACCCCUCUUGGACGCUGCUCCCCAAAGAGCAGUUAAGCUCACCGAAAAGUUACUGCAAGGCUUGGAGAGCGUAGAAAGCAAUGCGCUACCACCACCUACUACGUUCUACCCUGAAUUCAUUGACGCGCUCAUUCUCAGAUCAGACCAAACUCCGGCCAAACGCGAGCAAGCGAAGACAAGCCCUCAACUAUCAAACGAAGACGAACCCGUCAACAUACCUCACAUUCACCACCCAUCCUCCGACUUCCUCGAAAAAGAGCUCCGUCAACUAUCUCUGAACCACACCUAUCCAUUCCUCCAAAACUUCUUCGCCCAUCGCUUUGGCAAGUCGGCAGAACGCGUCCACAUGGAUGCGACAUCCCCUCAGCGCCCAGUGCAAGAAGAAACGCAAAACACAGGAUGUGCCUCGCCCGCCGGACAGUACACUCUGGCCGACGUGUCCAAGGCGUUCAGCGGCGCAAAUCGGUCGAAAAAAAUAAAAAAAACCUGACUUUCUCCGCUCGACGAA